Molecule: messenger RNA, 3413 nt
Organism: Hippopotamus amphibius kiboko
Lineage: Eukaryota; Metazoa; Chordata; Mammalia; Artiodactyla; Hippopotamidae
Gene: CCDC15
Product: coiled-coil domain containing 15
Exons: 17
Coding region: 220-2667 (815 amino acids)
Cellular component (GO): centrosome
Source: RefSeq, a predicted model, not a curated record
CAGCCUUCCGAAAAGUGGCGGUUUACCCGAGACGGUUGUGUUCGUGUCCGUGUUAGCUUGAGUCUGUGGCGACCUGCGACCGAUAUUAGGCUGGUGCAGUCUCAGUAGGAGACCUGAGAAACAGGCUUUUCUCUGGUCCGGGACUCCCCGGCGUUCAGCGCUUCACCCCAUAACCGGAUAUCGAUUACUUGGACUCUUCCUCAGACCCAGGAGUCAUAGAUGCCAGGAAGUAUGGCCCCCCUCAAGAAGCCUCGAAAUACCACAAAGUUGCCCCUGGCGUUAAACCCCCUGAAGAGCAAGGACGUGUUGGCAGUGCUGGCCGAGAGGAACCAGGCUGUAGUACCCGUUGGGGCCUGGGUGGAGCCUGCCCCUCCAGAUAGUUCAGCAGUCCCGGCAUCUGCUUCAGCAUAUAUGAUUGAAGAAGAACUAAAGGAACAGCUAAGAAAGAAACAAGAAGCUCUGAAGCGUUUUCAGAGACAAGUCAAACGUCGAGUAAAUCAGCAAAUUAGGCUGAGAAAAAAGCAACAGCUUCAGAGGUCUUAUGAAACCGCAGAAAAAGAAGGCUCUAUAGCCAUGCACUCUUCAGAUCCAACACACUUAACUCCUAAAAGAACAAGUGUUUUUCCCAACAAUUUGAAUGCUGCUAUUGGAAGUGCUAGGUUGCCUCCUUCCCAGAAGCUUGAGGAUGGAAUAGAAGAUAGAGAGAAUCAGGAUGAACUAUUCCAACAACAAGCCGAGGCUCUUAGUCAAACCAUGAAACAAGCGCGUCACCGGCUGGCAUCAUUUAAAACUGUGAAUAAAAAAAAUGCACCAGUGUUUCCAGAUGAUCGAAAGAAAAACUUUCCCACCCAAGAGGAACCUGACACUGAGGAAUCUUCAUCUAUUAUGAUAGAUAAGAAAGGGAAAAAGAAUUUGUCUUGGGGGAACCAGCAGGAUCUCCUUUCUGAAGACAAGGAUAUACCUUUUAGCAGAGUUCAGAAAGUACAAUUCAAAAAUCCACUAUUUGCUGUGAUAGAAGAAGAAGAAGAAAAUCAGUUACAUCAGGAUGUUCUGCCAGAAGCCCAGGAUUAUCUUCCAGAAGUCCAAGGUGACCUGCUGCAAACCCAGCGUGAUUUGACAGCCGUCAACAGUGUUGAGCUGAAAGCCCAGAGUGCUGAGCCGAGGCUCAGUACCCAGGAUGUUGAGCUGGAAGGCCAAGCUGUUGAGCCCGAAGCCCAGGUUGUUAAGACAAAAACUUGGAGUGUUAUGCUGAAGGACCAGAGUUUUGAACUAGAAGAUGGGAAUAUUGUUUUGGAAGUCCAGGAUUCUCUACCCACAGACCAGAAUGUUCUCCCCAAAGACCAGAAUAUUCUACCCAAAUGUCAGGACCAGGAUUUUCUACCCAAAGACCAGCAUGUUCUCUCCGAAGACCAGAAUAUUCAACCCAAAUGUCAGGACCAGGAUUUUCUACCCACAGACCAGAAAGAAAAUUUGAAGCAGCCAGCAUCAAUUUUGGUAGCUAGGAGUGGGGGAGAGUUGUUUCCUCUGGAUGUCCAUCAGGAUCUUUUACACGAGCAAGAUCAGGCCUUCAUCAGCGGCCAGAAGGUACGCUUCAAGGAAUCAUACUGUAAUAUGACAAGUGAGAAAGGGAGAGAAGACUUUUCUCUGGCAGGUUAUCAGUGUCUGCCUCCUAAACUUCAGGACCAGGCCUUCAUCAGAGAUCAGAACAAGUGUAUCAGGCAACCCUUAUCUUUUGAGAAAUGGGAGAUUGAAAGCGGAAUUGCUUCUGGAGUGCCAUCGCACAGGAACUAUGGGCAGGCCUCACAUAAUGUGACAGAUGAGAGAUGGAGAAAGGAGUUAUUUCUGGAACACCAUGAAUAUGUUUUACAUGAAAUCCAGGAUCCAGGCUCUGCCAGAGAGCAGAGCUUAUGCUCCAUACAGCAACCAUCUGUUGGGACAGGGGAGAGAUGGCAAGAUUUGCUUCUGGAUGGCCAUCAGCAUCUUCCACCCAAGAACCAGAGAGAGGCUUCCAGCAGAAGACAGGUUGGUGGUGAAUAUCAAUCAGGAUUGAACACUGAAUUCCAAACUCCACUGGCACUUCAGUCUGGAGUAAGUCAAGAGGAAAACAAGAAAGAGUGUCAAAAGCAGUACCUGAGAUAUAGACGACUUUUCAUGGAUAUUGAGAGAGAACAAGUGAAAGAACAACAAAGGCGAAAAGAACAUAGGAAGAAAAUUGAAAAAAUUAAGAAAAAGAAAGAGCAGCAACGUUAUGCUGAAGAGCAGAGGAUAUUAAGAAUGAACUUGCAUGAAGAGCCAUGUUCAGGGGAGAAGAUGAGUGAGAUGUUAGCCCAGCUACAACUUGAGGAAGUAAAAGGAGCCAGGGAAAAACAACAACAGAGAGAAAAGGAAUACCAAAGAUAUGUAGAAGCUUUAAGAGCCCAGAUCCAGGAGAAAAUGCAGCUGUAUAAUAUUACUUUACCUCCACUAUGCUGCUGUGGUCCUGAUUUUUGGGAUGCUCAUCCUGACACCUGUGCCAACAAUUGUAUUUUCUAUAAAAACCACAAAGCAUAUACCCGGGCACUACAUUCAGUCAUCAAUUCCUGUGAUAUCCCUGAGGGGAACUCAGCUCUUCGAGUGGCCAUUCAUAAUUUUGCUUCUGCACACAGACGGACUUUGAAAAAUCUGUAAUAAGAAUGUGAAAUCACCUGUUAAUAUUUCAACCUUCACUUAAAAUCAGCCCUGAAAGAUUAUUUAGGAAAAGCUAUUGAAGUUUAUAAGAUAUGUAAUCUGGAAAGAAAGACUGUCCCACUUAACAGCUGUCUCUAUAAUUAGAUCCAUGACCAUUGUUUCACUCCAAGAUUGUAAGGUGACUUCCAAACUUAUCUCUUUGCUGUAAACCAUGUGGAGCAUAUUGUUUUAAAAAUGACCUGUCAGACUGGUAAGGUUUCCCUCACUUUGCUCUGCUCUGAUCAGAAGAGAUUAUUCGAAAUCUUUGAGAUUAUCUCAUUUAUUUGUCUUUCUGUAAUUGUACUUUGAGUCUUGACAAAAUUGCAGACGUCUGGAUGAAGCAGAAAAGAAGAUGAUGAAUGAGUUUCUGAGUACCAGUGGCCAUCUAUUUUGCUAUUAACUUUUUUAGUUGUGUAUAACAAUUAGAGAUGAGAACAGUCUGAAUUUGAUGUAUUUGUUUUCUCAAAAUUUUUUCUCUCCUGUUUUUUAAUUGAUUACCUCUUUCGCCAUCAGUGACAGUGGACAAAGGACUUUUUAAUUUUAUAAUUUUUAUUGCCAAAAAAAAAAGUCAAACCCUCUGUCUUUCGGGCAUCUUUUAUGUGAAAUAAUUGUGAGUGACAUUUCAAAAAGUGAAUCUGAAAUCAAAGUGAGUAAAGUCCUACCUUAUUUCCCUAUCUUAAAAAAUGUGGUGAUGUGGUGAAUGCAAU